AGCAGCUCCAUCCUUCACCUCAACAACACACGAAUUUGUCCUUAUUCUAUUUUCAUCCAAAGCCAUGGCCAUCAACUUCAGCUCACUAACCAUAUUAGCCCUCUCUGCAACUUUAUUUCUCCAGAUUUCAAUAGCUACCGCGCAGUUGUCGACAAACCACUACUCCACGUCGUGCCCCAGAGCUCUUUUCACCAUCAAGGCCGGAGUGCUGAAAGCCGUCGCAAAGGAGCGUCGCAUGGCCGCGUCCUUGCUUCGCCUUCAUUUCCAUGAUUGCUUCGUCAAUGGUUGUGAUGCAUCAGUUCUCCUUGACGACACUUCAAGUUUCACGGGAGAAAAAACAGCCGGCCCCAACAACAACUCGUUGAGGGGUUUCGAAGUGAUUGAUUCCAUUAAGUCCGAACUUGAAAGCUUGUGCCCCGGUGUCGUUUCCUGUGCUGAUAUUUUGGCCGUUUCUGCCCGGGAUUCGGUUGCUGCGGUGGGCGGACCUUUCUGGGCAGUUCCGUUGGGAAGAAGGGACUCAACCACGGCAAGUUUAGAUGCUGCUAACACUGAUAUUCCAUCCCCAGUCAUGGAUCUUUCUGACCUCAUUUCUGCCUUCUCAAACAAAGGCUUCUCUGCUAAAGAAAUGGUUGCACUUUCAGGUGCUCACACGAUAGGCCAAGCGAGAUGCGUGGUGUUCCGCGACCGCAUCUACAACGAGAGCAACAUUUUCGCCUCAUUCGCAACAUCCUUGAAAUCAAACUGUCCCAGCAGCGGCAGCGACGACAGUCUUUCCCCCAUCGACGCAACCACCCCAGGGUCGUUCGACAACAGUUAUUUCAAGAAUCUAGUGAGUAACAAAGGCCUCAUGCACUCCGACCAACAGCUCUUCAGCGGUGCUUCCACAGACUCUCAGGUCACUGCUUACACCAACAAUCCUGCAGCAUUCUUCGCCGACUUCGCCAGCGCCAUGAUCAGAAUGGGGAACCUGAGCCCACUUACGGGAAGCAGCGGUGAGAUCAGGAGCAACUGCAGGAAAAUAAACUAAGCUUUGGGUAUAAAAUUUGUCAUCGUUUUACUCGAAAUGGAGUUAAUAAAUGGAAGGAAUAAGUCAACUACGUAGGUAUGUAACACUACAGGAAGGAAGGAGAAACCAACAAUUUGUAACACUUUCUGUUCUUCAUUUGUUUUUGUUGAGUAUCAUUUCCCUUUUUUUUGCAA
Sesamum indicum (sesame) is the source of this 1200-nucleotide messenger RNA. Its product is annotated as cationic peroxidase 1. The record is from RefSeq and is a predicted model, not a curated record. Gene Ontology annotation, biological process: hydrogen peroxide catabolic process; response to oxidative stress. Lineage: Eukaryota; Viridiplantae; Streptophyta; Magnoliopsida; Lamiales; Pedaliaceae. Gene Ontology annotation, molecular function: heme binding; peroxidase activity.